AUGUUCCUGAAAUCAGAUCUGGUAAAACAUCAGAGGAGCCAUUGCCAUUUCACAGAUGGACAUACAGCAUCAACGGCAAAGUUGGAAAGUGAAGUCAUUCUGGGUAAUGUGGAAGAAAGUACAGCUUCAGAAUUUGUCCGAUCAAAGGUGUUCCCUUCAAUGCAAGAUGACGAGAUUAAGAAAGCAGCCAUUCAAGACCAGUUGAUUGUUGAGUUAGGAAAUUCGUGGGGGAGAAAAGCAAGGUCCAACAAAGCAAAGAGCAAGAACUAUGUAUCACAAAAAAUGAGAGAAUGUGGAAGGUUACUGAUUCAACUUCGGGAGCUUGAACCAGACAAGAAGGAUGCAUCCAUGUGGCAGUUUCUAGCACCCAAUAUGUUUGACCUCUGUGUGAGGGCUGCCAUUGAAACAGCAGGUGAAAUUGCAAAGGACAAAGAGCUGAAAAAUCCAAGUGUGGCCAUAAAGAACGGUCACAAUCUUGAGCGUCUAGCCGCCAUCAAACGGGCACUGUCCAUUCGUGAAAAUGAUGAUGUUGGUAUCAAAGAGGCAGAACGUUUCCUGACACUAAAGGAUACAGAGUGGAUUGAAAAGAUAACAUCCCUGGCACGAUCAAAUCUUGCAACACGAAAAUUUAACAAACCUGCGAAUCUGCCCAAGUCCGAAGACAUUACGAAAGUUACCGAGUAUUUGAAAAACCAGCUGGCUGUAUGUUCAACUGAUGGUGAUAAAAGCAACAUGCAGGAUUACCGAGAGCUGCAAACCUUGGUCUUGGCUAGACUGAUGACCUUCAACAGACGUCGACCAGGGGAAAUUGAACAAAUGUUGGUUACAUCAUACACCGAUAGACCAGAUUGGGUCAGUGCAGGUCUCGAUACUAUCAAAGAGGUUAUGACACCAUUAGAAUCGAAGCUUGUCAAAACUUUGGACAUGGUUGAAUUGCGAGGCAAGAGGGGAAGGAAGGUGCCUGUCUUGAUUCCUGUAGAGUGCAAAGCGCCAAUGGCACAACUUAUGAUGCAUCGCAACAGAGUUGGCAUUCCAUCAACAAACAUAUACUUCUUUGCGACCACAGGGGAAGGUUGUUUGCGGGCAGGUGACUGUUUGGAUAAAAUUGUGCAACGCCUGAAACUUGCGAAACCAGCUGCAAUGAAAGUGACCCCCAUAAGGAAAUACAUAGCAACCUUUAGCCAGGUUUUGGACCUGGGCGAGAACCAACUAGAGUGGCUGGCUAACCACCUUGGCCAUGAUGUCUCAGUUCACAGACAAUAUUACAGGUUGCAAGAAUCCACCCUUGAAAUGGCCAAGAUUUCGAAGCUAUUGAUGCUGGUCGAUUCUGGGAAAGGCAAGGAAUAUCUUGGAAAGAACCUGGAUGAUAUCAACAUUGAAGACCUCUGCUUGCCUGAUGAAACCGAGGCUAUGGAAGAAGAGGGAGAUGAGGAUGAAGUUGCCACUGGCAUCCCUCCAACCAAGAGGAGGAAGGUCCAGUCCACAAAAGGUAUGAGUCUUGUAAAAGAAUAA
Molecule: messenger RNA, 1512 nt
Organism: Lineus longissimus
Lineage: Eukaryota; Metazoa; Nemertea; Pilidiophora; Heteronemertea; Lineidae
Exons: 6
Coding region: 1-1512 (503 amino acids)
Source: RefSeq, a predicted model, not a curated record